AUGAGCUCGAUAAUGCGUAAGAAGACACAAGUGUCGUUUGUGAUUAGGGACGAGGAGGAGAGGCGGCAUAAAAAUGGUGUUAGUUCGCUUCAAUUGGAUCCGAUUCAGGGCAGAUUAUACUCCGCCGGUCGCGAUGGUAUUAUACGCGUCUGGCACGCGGGUACAGGAGCCCAAGAUAGAUACAUCCAAAGUAUGGAGCAUCACACAGAUUGGGUGAACGAUAUAGUACUUUGUUGCGGUGGUAAAAAUCUUAUUAGCGCUUCGUCUGAUACGACUGUCAAAGUGUGGAAUGCACCUAAAGGUUUCUGUAUGUCGACAUUACGAACUCAUAAGGAUUAUGUACGUACAUUAGCCUAUGCUAAGGACAAAGAGCAGGUAGCUAGUGCAGGUCUGGAUCGAGCUAUUUUUCUCUGGGAUGUAAACACUUUAACUGCAUUAACAGCCAGUAAUAAUACAGUAACAACAUCUAGUCUUGUCGGUAAUAAAGAGUCUAUAUACAGUCUUGCUAUGAACCCACCGGGAACUAUACUUGUGAGUGGUUCAACUGAGAAAGUAUUAAGAGUUUGGGAUCCUAGAAAUUGUUCUAGAUUAAUGAAGUUAAAAGGACAUGCAGAUAAUGUUAAAGCUUUAGUUGUCAGUCGGGACGGAUUGCAAUGUGUCUCCGGUAGUUCUGACGGCACAAUAAAGCUAUGGUCAUUAUCUCAACAGAGGUGUGUGUCCACUAUAAGAGUGCACUCUGAAGCUGUAUGGGCCCUACUCGCAACAGAAACAUUUUCACACAUAAUAUCCGGUGGUCGUGACAGAUUAGUUAUAAUAACAGAGUUAAAAAACCCUGAUAACUUUAUGAUUGUAUGCGAAGAGACCGCACCUAUAUUGAAAAUGUGCUUCACCGCAGACCAGUUAGGUGUUUGGGUAUCAACAUCUGAUUCUGAUAUAAGAUGUUGGAAACUACCACCACAUAACACCUUAUCCGAUAUUUAUAAUCAAAAUAGUUACAAUACAAAUAAUGUAUAUCAAACGCAACCAAUGUAUAAUAUACCCGGAGGCAGAGCUAUAAAACAUUAUACAGUAUUAAAUGACAAGAGACAUAUCUUAACGAAAGACACUGCCAAUCAUGUUAUGCUCUAUGAUGUGUUAAAAGCUAGUAAACUUGAAGAUUUAGGUGAAAUAGAUUACGAUGAAGAGGUUAAGAAGCGUUUCAAAAUGGUUUACGUUCCUAAUUGGUUCAACGUUGAUUUGAAGACUGGUAUGUUAACAAUACAUUUAGGACAAGAUGAGACUGAUUGCUUGAGUGCAUGGGUCAGUGCGAAAGAGGCAGGAUUAACUAUAGAGAAUGAUCAGAAGGUUAAUUUUGGUGCGUUAUUGCUGCAAGCUUUGCUGGAACACUGGAAUCAUCCGAAUAGGGCCAAUGAAGGUGGUCAAAAGGUUAUGGGCAAUAAUUUCUUCAGCGUUCCCCUGCAUACACCUUUAAUAUUCAGUGAAGUUGGCGGCAGGACAUUGUACAGAUUGCAGGUUGCAGAUGCGGGAGGUGAAACUGAAGGUAACUUGCUAAUAGAGACAGUUCCGUCUUGGGUUGUUGAUGUUGCGGUGGAAAUGGCCGCUCCUAAACUAAACAAAUUGCCAUUCUAUUUAUUGUCACAUUCCAGUUGUCAAAGCAAACAGGAUAGACAGAAAAAGGAUCGGUUGGUGGCAAAUGACUUCAUCCAAUGCCGGAAGGUGGCAGAGCAUGUGGUAGAAAAGAUAGUGGGUGGUGGUGAUGUAAAUGGUGCCAGCGGUAGCAGUAAGACCAAUGAGGAUAGUGGUAAUGACCCAGCUGAAGAACGAGUGGAACUGCUGUGCUGCGAUCAGGUUCUCGACCCUAAUAUGGACUUGAGGACAGUCCGCCACUUCAUAUGGAAGUCCAAUGUUGAAUUCACAUUGCAUUAUAGAGUGUUGAAACAAUGAAAAUCAACCUUAUAUUAUCAGAGAGUGAACAGACAUAUACAAAAGUGUUGCUCCUUCCAGACGCUAUUCCAGUGAGUCAGUGUUAAUAGUGUUAAUUUAGUGACAUAAGUAGCUUGUAACUGCAAAAAUUAGCCCCAUCUGUAUUUCUAUACAGAAAAUGUAAACAGGUGAAAAUAAGUGAAACUCUUUAUUAUAAUAGGACAUGACUAAAAAAAACGUUUCUAUGGCAUUAAAAUUGUAUUGUAUUUAAGCAUUUAUAACAUUUUAAGGUUAUUAUUGUAUUAAAUUGUUAUAUGUGACUUGUUUAGGGUUGCCAUGUAAAUUGUAAAAUUGAGCCACCUACAGCUUGUUUCUAUUUCCUUGCAUAAACUUGUAUAUGCCUUUCUUAUGCCCUUCUAAAGCAGUUGUAUGUUAAACUUAAGUAAUCUAAGUAUUCCGUAUAUGUAACUAAAAUUAAAAAGCUAAUUUAUAUGUCAAUUUGCAUUUUUGUAUGUUACGAAAUAAUUAUCUGUAAAUUUCUACUAGUGAUGGGCGUUCAACGAUUUAACCGUUUACCGUUUUUUUAUUAUUUUUUGUUUUCGCCGCUAGGUCGGACAGCGAAAUUUCUAAAUGAAAUAUAUCUAAAAGAUAAUGUCCUAUUUUAGGAGUAGAUACAUAUGAUAUAUAGGAAUAGAAAUCUGCUUUGUUCUAGCUAUCUAGAUAAUGUGAUAGAGUUCACUGGACGGACGGACGAAAAUUAGCCGUAGAAAUUUUGUCAUAGCCUAACUGUGAAUAGCUUCACUUUUACUGACUACUGAUGUAAUUUUUUUUAAUAUACAAAACACACGACGAACGACAGCUAUGAUUAUUUUGAAUACAUGACAUUCACAUGCAUGUUUGCCCUACUUGCCUACUAAUUUAAGGCCGGGAAUACACAUUCCAGAUCACGAGAUAUUGUCAGUUUCGAGUUUUUGAAUGGAAAUCUGUCAAAAAAUUAAACAUUGUACUAUCUGUUUACAUUCUAGUACGCCAGUUAAUGGCAAGUGUAUUCCCGCUUUAAGGCUACUAGAAUUUUUAAAGAAUAUAAACAAUUGUAAUUAGUUGUGUAAAAAAUUAUAUUCUUCAUCAUUUCUUCAGCCUGAAGUCAAAAUUAGUGUUUUUGAUGACUGUAUUGUUUUUAUGAAUCCACUUUUAUAUUACGAACAUGUUUUGUUUCUAUUUAAGGCUGUUUAUGUACGUAUUAUGUGUAAUGACUUCAAUUUAAAUAAAAUUGUAUAUAUUUGUCUUAGUAAUAAAUUAUUAUCUAGUGCAAUUAUU
Messenger RNA from Papilio polytes (common Mormon), 3240 nucleotides. Its product is annotated as WD repeat-containing protein 48 homolog. The transcript has 4 exons. The record is from RefSeq and is a predicted model, not a curated record. Gene Ontology annotation, molecular function: ubiquitin binding. Gene Ontology annotation, biological process: double-strand break repair via homologous recombination; protein deubiquitination. Lineage: Eukaryota; Metazoa; Arthropoda; Insecta; Lepidoptera; Papilionidae. Bases 1 to 1944 code for a protein of 647 amino acids.